Messenger RNA from Zophobas morio, 1251 nucleotides. RefSeq lists its product as uncharacterized. The coding region runs from base 685 to 1236 and encodes 183 amino acids. The record is from RefSeq and is a predicted model, not a curated record. The transcript is spliced from 5 exons. Lineage: Eukaryota; Metazoa; Arthropoda; Insecta; Coleoptera; Tenebrionidae.
CGUCAAAUGGUGUCUUUUCACCACCUGACAAAAUUAUCUCCCAGAUAAAUAGCUCUUAUUCGGCAGAUACACUAUUCGGAACUUUGAGUUCCGAAUAGUCGCCGAUUCCUACAGAUAUCUGACGGCGACAGCCGAUGGCGCAGCGAACUUACGCGAUUGCUCACUUGUCGAUGACGUGCCAUUUCUGCCAAAGACCGUUAUAGGUUAUGUGGUGUAGGUGUUGUUUUUAUUUGAAUCGUGAGUGAUUUUAUUAUUUAAAAAAAAUGGGCAAACGAAAAAUUGAAAAUGAAGAAAAACGGAAGAGGGAGCCAAAUUACACGAAGGCUGAAACAAGGCGGCUUUUAAAAAUUAUUGCUACUAGGGCGCAUAUUAUUGAAAAUAAAAGAACCGAUUCCGUCACGUGGAAGCAGAAAGAGGAGACGUGGAAAGAAAUUGCUGCCGAAUACAAUGCAAUAACAGGAAAUGUAAUCCGAACACCAGAAAGGAUUCGUCAAAAGUACGAAGCGACGAAGAGAGAUAUAAAACGCAAAGUUGCGUUCAAUAAAAAAGAAACGUACAAAACUGGUGGCGGAUCUUCCCAGUAUAUGAGUUUUGAAGAUUAUGAGACCGAACUGUUAAGAGUCCCUAACAGUGCCUGUCAAUGGACUUCCAUCCGAAUUUGAUUCAGAUGAGGGAUUGAUUCCUAUGGCAAUGAAUGGUGAAACAUCAGAUAACCCGAACAUUGAAAUUGGAGUCAAUGAGGAUCUAACAUCAGAUGCUCAAGUGCCACAAAUAAUAAUUGAUGAGGCACAUGUUGAUCCAUCUGAAACAGAGGAAUCCAUCGUCCCGGGACUUUUGCAGGUUUGCUCAAAGGACGGAGGAGAGGGUUCAAGUACAGGAGUGAACUCAAAUAUUAAAUGGACGGGAUGGUCUCCUGCACAACUAAAAACAAAAAAACAUCCUCUCCUAAAUCAAAAAAAGGCAAAGGGGCACUGUACCAAGGACCAAUUAAACGUGAAAGUGGAGAAUGUGGUGAACUCACGUCAUAACCUUGUAGAAUUGCAGAAGAAGUACCUGGAAAACGAGGAGCUUCGUCGAGUUGAAGAACAUGAAUUAAAAAUGGCAAUUCAGAAACAGAAAUUAGCCGCUUUGGAUUUAGAAAUCGAGAGGGAACAGAAACUGUAUUUAAAAAAAAUGGAGUUUCUAGAAUGUGAAUUAUCGAUUAAAAAAAAAACACUAGAGUUGCUAGAAAAAUAAAACAUUUUUUUAUUU